This is a messenger RNA of Linum trigynum, 4506 nucleotides long. Lineage: Eukaryota; Viridiplantae; Streptophyta; Magnoliopsida; Malpighiales; Linaceae. The record is from the annotation of a GenBank genome assembly.
AGACUCCACAAUGCAAAAAAAAAAUAAUAAUUAUAAUAAUUAUUAUUAUUAUAGCAGAAUUAAAUUAAAUAAACAAAUAAGCAGACACAUAAGGCAAAGCCUUGGCCGGCACAUUGAAUUUUUUUAUAAACUCCAAAUGACAUAAGCAUUUUUCCUAAAACUUUUUUUUUAUGAUUUAGAACCUUGUAUUUGUUUAUAGAUUUUUUAGUAGAAAAUUUUAUGGAAAAUUAUAAGUGGUAGCAACUUCUGAAUUUGGUUUUUAAUAGGAGAAAUGUAGAUUUGUAGUAUAAAAAAAAAAUAAAAAAAAAAACCAAACCCACACAAAAGAGAGUCAGAGAGAAACGGACUCGAAAAGGAACCUCUGGAACAAGGUCGGGGCCCAUCACUUUGGGCUGGCAUGAUUAUCUCAUCUACGCAAGAACAUGGACUAGGCCCCAUUUUAAUCAGCAAUUAUAAUCCAGUACAGUAUUGGGCCCUACUCCAAUCAAAACCCCUCUGCCCACCUCUCUUUCUUUAAAUUUGUGGACGCCUGAUUUGACAGUCCAUUUACACGUUUAUGGGUGUGCAUGGCCCCAUGACGUGGGUCUUGCUUAGUCUAACGUGUGUAAAUGUGGGAGUUGAUUGAUUAUACGGCUGAUUAUUGUAUGUGUAAUCUUGAAGUACAUGAAAUUAAUUAGUUAGCAAUACCAAUAUGGUACUGUAAUCGUCUUUUUUAUUUUAAUUUGUUGAAGAAAUGAAAGGUAUCAAUCUACGACUACAUGUGAAUGUGUGUGGCUGGAAAUGGGGAGCACCCGUGACAACUAACUAGCUUAGGUUAGGUAUAUCAGAACAUUAGAUUGGUCCCCGUUAACGCACGUAGACUUUUUGUCUCAAACCCUUUGUAGCCCGCAUCUUUGUCUGCAACAAAUUCAAUGGACAAUGGAAAUGGAUGGCCCAAGCUCAGUGGCUGAUACAUAGUGUCCGGCCACACCCCUAAAAUUUGGAAACACGAUUAUUCAACCAGUGGCGGAGGGAGGUGGAAGGGAGUGUACUAAAUAAGUGUACAAAAACCUCCAGCUAUAUCUAAAAAGCUCUUAGUUCAACAAAAAUUUUCUAUUAAUAUACAAUUUCUUUGUCAUCAAAUGUGUUUAUAAAACGUUUGUGUGUGUUAGGUUUUGCUUGGUGACUAUUUAUUUUAGCUAGUUAUUGAAAUGUCACUUUUCAAUUAUGAGUUACACAAAAUGUAAGUUACAAAUCUUAUAACUAAUGGUUUGAUGAAUGACUAUUUGACUGAAUAUUUUUAAGAAAAUUUACUUAAUAAUUGAAUACAAUGUUAUAAUUUUUUUUCCAUAAAUGGGACCCCACUAAACUUGAACGCUGGCUACGCCACUGUAUUCAACCUAUGAUAGUAGUUUGCGUAUGAGAAAAAAAAAUGUUUAAGUGGUAAUGGGACACCUUUAAAAUUUUGGAAAAUGAUUAUCCAACCUUCCGUAGUAGUUUGCGUAUUGGUACAAAUAAUAUUUAAGUAAUAGUUUAUAUGAUUUCAACUUGGGACACUGCCACUAUUAGUUAAUAUACGUUUCAAUUAUGCUACAACUCAUUUGUUAUUGUGUUUUAGAUCCAAAUAUAAUUCUUAUCUCAAAUUAUUUUCAAAAAAUAACGAUUAAACUCAAUUACGGGAUACCCUUGUCUAGUAGGAUAUGUCGAGAGAUAUUUGUUGUAGCAGUAAAAAACACCGAAUGCAUUUUACCAUUUUACGAAACACGUCUGAACUUUUAAUAUAACUUCUAUUAGUUAGAUAUUUUCAAAUUUAAUAAUUGUUUAAUUUAAUUCUAAUAUUUAAUUUAAUUUUUUUAUAGAGGACACCCCUACGUAGAAUUCCUGGAUCCGCCACUGCCCAAGCUAUUGCUAGCUUAAAAAGGAGAAUAAUAAGUUUUGAUAUUAUGUAAUAAGCUCGUUCUCAUAAUUUAAGUUGUCAGGAGAAGUUUAUGUAUAAUACUUAAUCACUUUUUUCGACGUCUGCUCAAACCAAAGCUAACUAAUUGGCUUGAAAUUUGCAUAUGCUUGAAUACCAUAUGCCCAUAACAAAUGAGAUGGACUAAAUUCGAUUCGAACGAAAGGCCUUUCAAUAACAGAAGGAUAUGAUACAAUGUCAUAAACCAAUUGGCAGUGGCAAAGGCAGGAAUUUAGCUAAGGUGGGUCGUGCGUAAAAUUUAACAAUAUAUAGAUGGUAAGCGUAGUGUAUGUGUGGCGUCUAAUAGAUGUAUGCAUUCACACUUAUUAAAUGUCUUUGAUAUAUUUCGACGAAUCAAAACCAUUGAUAAUUAUUUUUUAAAUUAAAUAAUUAAAUAAUUGUUGAUGCCAAGCUAAAAUAGCCGACCUCGAACGUUGUAGAGUCUGAAGAGCGUUGACCUUUUGAUUUGCCGUUGGAUUCCAGCUCUCGAGAUGAAUACCUGCAAAAGAGGACCCGCCGGUUGUGGUCGGCUGGGACCUUCUCCAAAGCUCAAGUCAGUACUUAGAAAUAACUGGGAGCGGCGUAUAGAGCCGACUCUAGGGGAGAAAGAAGAGAAAUGGGGUUGGAAGUUGCCAAUUCGCCGAGAAGAAGUUUGUCGGAAAUUCCCCUUUUCCUAUCUCGUUCAGAGAAAAUGAGUUCCCUGGAAUUGAGAUGGAUUGUCGAGGAAACAGAAAUGAACGACCUAUUUAUAGGCGCGUCUUGCUCUUGGAGGGGUGGCGUAUCCUUUAUCAAUAGUGAUUUAAAAUAUAAAACAACAAAUGAAGUUAACAACUUAAUUAAAGGUUACUUACCUUGAACGUGUAAGUGAAUGCAUAUGGCUAGCAAAAUAAAAUGUCAAAGCUCACCAUACUUGCUUCCACGUAUAAGAAUAUGGGAUGGGCAUAGGAUGAAUUAUUAAAAGGGUUAGUGGUAAAAAUGACAUCUUUAGUCUCAUUAGCUCCACGUGUAAUUGGUUUGUUUAGGGUAAGUGGGAGACUAAGCUUAUGACUAAGUUAGUUCACAUACACGUGUAACAAGGAAAAAUAAGCAUGUUGAUUGUGUGCUUUAGGGUAAAUUCUCCAACUUCUUAAGUCUUAAGUAAGUGAGAAACACACUUGGUUUUCUACUUGUCAAGGAGUAGCACGAGGUGGGAAGCUAAGCGAUCAUUAUUUAGACCAUGCAAUGAGAAGUGGGGGAGAUAACUUGUCACAUUGCCCUUUCUCUUCCACUUAGCUUAAUAUUAGGAAUGUUGUCUUAUUGGAUAGAGGGUGGCUUAUAAUUAAAUGGUGGAUAAAAUUAACUUUUACCAUACCACUUUUGACUAUGUUAACAUGGUAUACAAAGGGUGAUGGGGUGCUUGACAUCACCUGAUAACUCACCCAUCUCAUGCAUGUAUCUAUCUUUGCAAUUUCCAUGGUUAUGUAAUGGGGUUUGUUGGGUGAGAGAUGUUGGCUUUAUAUGACACAUUUCCCUGCGUGGCCAUGUGGAAGAAAUAUAGAGAAAAUGGAGCUUUAGAAUAUCCACGUGGUUGAUCCUAAUGAAAAGGGAGUACACCGGGUGAACAACCUUUUACCCUGUUUUGCUCUCCCUUCACAGCAAUGAAGAGAAGACUUCUCACCUGGCCACGUGGAGUAACUUGGGGUGAUUUUGGGGAGGUGUUAUUUGGUUGGGCUCAAAGAGAAGUGGUGGUAAAAUUAACCUUCAAUCUUCCACAGAUCCACAUGUAGCUAAUAGGGUCUCCACUCCAACUAAUUAAUCUGAAUAGUUCUUACACAUGUAAAUGUAAAAGUGAUUCGUGUACAUGGAUUGGUGGGUAAUUGGCACAUCAUCUUUACGUGGCCAUGUGAGGAGGUUAUUCCUAUUACCAUGGAGCAAGGUUGUCAAACCGGUUUUUGCCGGUGUGCCGGUUUUGUAAGUGGAAUGGUCUGACCGUGGUACAACCAGUAUUCAUGCCGGUUGUGCCGGUUUUAAUAAAAUACAUGAGGAAAAUAGAAAUCCUCAAUUCCAAAUAAAUUAGUCAUGAAAUAGCAAUUAGAAGAAUUAUUUCACAGGAAAUAAUUUAUAGCUAAGAAUUGGUAACUAAUACUAAAAAUUAGAUGCUUAAAAGUAAAAUUUUAUUAAAUGAAUUUUAUUAAUAUUUAUAAUGAUUUGUGUAAAAUUUAGUAUUAGAUAUUCAACGAAAAAAAAAAUUUAGUAUUAGAUAUAUAACAUAUAAGGUUAAUAUAGACAACAAAAUUGCUUGUAGCCUACGAGUGUGUAAGUUAAACUAAAAUGAACAUGAGGUACUUGGUUCAAAUCCUAUGGAAGAUGUUUAUUUUUGGAUAUAAUGUGUGUAACAUUAAAUUUUGGUUUCUGGUCUAACCGGCCGGAAUUUCCGGAUUUGACCGGAUCUGACCGGCAUUGACCGGAUUUGACCACAAUUAAAUAUCGGCCCCUUUCCGGCCGGUUUGCUGACCGUUGGACCCGGUUGUACCGGCCGACAUGAAACCGGUUUGACAACCAUGCCCUGGAGUGAAUAAGGAGAGUUUUAUGGG